UCACCUUAGCCAAGAUUUUCCUACUAAUUAUUAUCAUAAAAAGGGAAAAUUAAAAAUCCAUGUACUUUCUGUUAACCUACUGUUCGUGUUUAGACAGUAAAACUAAUUACAAUAGUGUUGGAUGGGGUUUUAGUUCUGUUUGGUGCAGAUCUGAUACAUUGGUACAACGUUGUGUUGCUGUUGUGUUGAAUGAUUAUUGCGUUAAUCUCCAGUUUGAACUACAAGGAUUAUCAGACCAUCUAUCUGAUGAGACACUGGGAGAUUUUCUUCUCAUAGUCAUGUUUAACGUGACAUUGAAAUUUCUUUAUACAACAAAAGAGAAUCCAUUAAAGACGUAUGCCUCUCCCAACUAAACCACAUAACGCAUAUCCACAGAUACUCAUACUCACGGAUCUCAUAGAAGAUGAAAUGUUGGCGAUGAAGUUGUACAGCAAUUUUGUGAUAACAAUAUAUUUUUGUUUAUAGAUAAACAAAUUUUGACUACAGUAGACGUCCGUUAAUUCGAACACGCAAGGGACUAAAUUAUUUGUUCGAAUUUAACGAAUGUUCGGAUUAUCGGAAGUUCAGAAAAAAACAAGAAUUUUAAUAAACGCUUAAAGGUUUUAUGCUAAUAUAACUUUAUUACAACUUUACUACAACUUUUUUGAAAAAUCUUUUAACGUUGUUUGCUUGGCGAUGGGCAAGGCCUCCAAAUUCCUUAUGAACUUCAUUUUAUUGGAAAUGCCAAUUUAAUUGAUAAGUCGAAGGAAAUGUUGCCACCAUUGAUGCAAUAAAAAUGAAUAAAAAUUAAAACGUUUUUUUUUUUAUUUUCCCAUAAGAUUUUAUUUAUCGAUACACAAAAUUUCGAAUUAAAGAGCAUAAUGCAGCCUUGGGACUAAAAAAUUGUUUGAAUUCUCAAAAUAUAAGACUUUAUUAAACCAAACUUAAGGGACUUGGCAAUUUGUUCGAAAUAACGGAAAGUUCGAAUUAAGCGGCAUUCGAAUUAACGGACGCCUACUGUAGUUGGUUUUCCAGCUACAGUGGAUUCGCAAUCUCGCUCCCGUAUCUUCUUUUCCUCGUGGACUCUCCCUGUCUCGAACUCUCAAGGGGCUAGAAAAUUAAAUUAAGAUAGAAAAAGUUCAGGGUUCAAAAGGUGAGAAAACCUGGCAGAAGGUGAAAUUAUUUUUUUGGAAUAGGGAGAUGAUCGAGAUCUACUACAUUGAUUGAUUCGGGAAAACUAACAUAUUUCUAGCAAUCCUGAGAUCUUUUGAAAAGAAGAACCUAGAGUUGUUGCAUCGCAUCACAUCAAUUUUAUUAAAACAACUUUUUUACUUUCAUAAAAAUCUGCUUUGCUUUUAUACUGUGUUUUAUUAAUUUUAUGUCACGCAACUGUAUAUUCAAUUUGAAUUGAAAGACACGUUAUUCUCAUGUUUUAGCUAUAAAGCACGCAAUGUGUCAUGCUAUAUAUUAAAUUAACAUGACACGCGUGCUCUGGGAUCAAAUGUGGAUCAACACAAUAUUUUCUGUAAACAAGAGAUUCACUGCAAAACUUGUAUCAACACACUUUAAACAGAUUCACACAGUAUUUAACUGAAAUACACGUUGUUUUUUUAUAAGAAACAUGUUUAUAAGAAACCUACAUGUAGAAUCUUCAAAAAUUAAGAAACUUUUACUACUACAUUCUAUGUCUAUUUUCGUAAUGAUCCAAACAAGCGCCCUGGGCGCUUAUUAAAUUUUUGGAUAUUUUGCAUGGACGCUUAAUCGACAGGGGGGGCGCUUAAAAAAUGCUGGGCGCUUAUAAAUUUUUCCUAAUUUUGUACAAAUUAAAGACAACGGUAAUUUUCAAUUUUGUUUUCAACUUUAGAGUUAAAACAUAGAAAAAAAGGAUUGUAUAGGAAAUUCCCUAUUUAUGUAAUAUAGAAAAGGUGUUCAAAACAUAAAAUAUGUGUUUUAUUGUUCUCGAUAAAGAAAGUAAAAUUUUCAAAUAAGCGCCCAGUUUUCGAUUAAGCGCGCUUAUUCGAGGGGGCGCUUAAUAAGUACUGGGCGCUUAUUGAACUUUGAGGAAAUUACCUGGGCGCUUAUUUAAGGGGGGCGCUUAAAAAAUGCUGGUCGCUUAAUCGGAUCAUUACGGUAAGAAACUUUUUUCUAAUUCUUACAAUUAAUUAAAGAAGAUGUUACAAUCGUCACUAUCAUGUUGUUGAGAAACAAAAAAUGCUAUAUCUUUUAUUUUUAAACCAACUAGUCCAAAAAUUAAAGGAACUUUUAGAACUAGUUAUUUAUUUGAUAUAAGAAACCCUUAUUCAACUAGGAAAAUUAAGAAACUAAAGAAACUUUUGGAACUAAAAACAUGGAAUUUCAGCCUAUAAAUAAGAAACUUUUAGAACUAGGCCCUUCGCCAGGUUUCUUAUAAAAAGAAACGUGUAUAUCUCCCCAAAUCACAUCUGCAUUGCGACAAUGCUGUUGUCACAUUGCCGUUCAUAAGACAUGUAUGUAUAUAGGUAUAUUUCGCAUAAAAAAGGUAUAGUUACAAAUAUUUCCACAGACUUAUAUAAUAUACGUAACAUUAUAAUACAUAUUUACAUAUAUAAUAUACGUAACAUAUAAAUGCAAUACUACGGAUUAAUUGCAACUUUCCUUACUAAGCCAGGUGACUCGCAGAAGACAAAAGUAGUCUUAUCAUCGAGAACCUGUUAUUUCUUACGCAAAGCGUAGUUCCGCGGUGCCUGUUUGUGAGAAGGUAGCUAUUUACUAUUUAACGUUGCAAACAAAUUUAUUAACAACAAAUAUAUCCUAAUCAAUAUAGCUAUGUAUAAAUAACAAAAGUAUAAUGAAAUUAAAAAAAUGAGAAUGAAAUUAAAAUUAAAGAAAAAGAAUUCAAAUUAGAAGAAAGACGUUACGCUCUCAAAUUCAAACAAGACGUAUGAUAUACGCAAACAACCUCGCGGAUAAAGUUCACAAAAAGCUGUCUAUCUAAACGUGAUUUUUGUUACGAAGUUAGACACGAGAUAUUUUGCUAUUCAGAUAGGCGAUAUUUAUUACGCACUACGCAGUUAUUUUUCAAAAUUAAUUUGUGAGAUCUUUUUGAACGGAAAAUUUCUCGAAAAUUCGAUUUUCGAUGGGUCCGCCUUGGGUAAACUGAUCAACAGGAAAAAGAAAGACUCCAAACCCCACCUUAAAGUUGCUAAAUUCAGUAAUCCAGCAUCUUAUCUCUUUAAAAAAAAAAAAAAAAAAAAAUAGUUACCAAGAUGAGAUUCGAACACACGACUACUCCCGUGUCGGUGCUCAGAGAGGCAAAAAUUUCCAUUCUUGUAGGACACAUUUGCGUUUUAAUACAAGCUCACGAGCUUGUAACAAGAAGCCCGAUGGCUUGAAGAUUUCCGCCAUUAGCAUGGAUAAUAAGUAUAUAGUGCGAGACUAUCCUCAGAGAAAAAAAACGCCAUGCCUGUUAUCUGCAAUGCAAUCAAAGUUUAACAAGUUUAAAAACAAAAAGAAAACAAUAAAGUAAACCCGGCGUAAAUAUUUGUCGUUCUGAGGACGAAAUUGAUUUGAAGUAGCCCUUCUAGAAGAUUCCGUAAACAUCAUGUUAGAGAAAGUCUAAGCCUGACUGCGUCAUGAUCACUGAAAUAUACAUUUUUGACGAGCGUCUCGAAUUCAAAGGUGUUUAGAACAUUCUCAUGGACAUAGAUGUGGUCAAUAAGUGAACCGGAUAUAUGAGUUGAAGAGGUUACAACCUGUUUAUAUUCAUUGAGAAAAUCAAGGAAAUAGUUUUCGUCACUAAAUGCAUUUACAUUAAAAUCUCCGAGUACAACAUCAACGAUUUCGUUUCCCAAAAAAUGCUGGAUAAGGUAUAAUGACUUAUCUCGAUUAAGAGAAUUUUUACGAUAUAGAAGUAGAAAACUAACAGCAUUCUUUUGAAACGUUUUCUUCGUCAUUUUAAAAAAUAUUGCACCUGGAAUUUUUACAAUAUCAGACAAUGCUAUAGUUUUAUUAUGACCAACUAAAAGACUAGAAAACCUAUCCACAUUGUUGUUUGGAAUUAAAGUAAAGUAUGAAUUUAAUGGUAUCUGAGUUUCUGUUAGGCAUAAUAAAUCACUAUCCAUGAGAACGCGAUCGGACUUAGUAUCAUUAUUUAUGUUUGU
This is a messenger RNA of Hydractinia symbiolongicarpus, 4118 nucleotides long. RefSeq lists its product as uncharacterized. The record is from RefSeq and is a predicted model, not a curated record. NCBI's taxonomy places the organism in Eukaryota, Metazoa, Cnidaria, Hydrozoa, Anthoathecata, Hydractiniidae. Bases 60 to 353 code for a protein of 97 amino acids. The transcript has 3 exons.